Messenger RNA from Priapulus caudatus, 812 nucleotides. Its product is annotated as polycystic kidney disease 2-like 1 protein. Gene Ontology annotation, biological process: detection of mechanical stimulus. The record is from RefSeq and is a predicted model, not a curated record. Gene Ontology annotation, cellular component: membrane. The annotation marks the transcript as partial. The transcript has 6 exons. Gene Ontology annotation, molecular function: calcium ion binding; calcium channel activity. Lineage: Eukaryota; Metazoa; Priapulida; Priapulimorpha; Priapulimorphida; Priapulidae.
AUGAACGCACGCUCUCUUGUCUUGCAGCUGGCGAUCGUCUGCAUCGCGUUCAGCCUCUACCGCACCCUGGUGGUCGGUAGAACACUCGAGAGUUUGCUCGGCGGACCGGACACCUUCGCCGACUUUGAAUUCCUCGGCUUCUGGCAGACGCAGUACAACAACGCCGUCGCCAUCAUGGUGUUCUUCGCCUGGAUCAAGGUGUUCAAGUACAUCAGCUUCAACAAGACGAUGACGCAGCUGUCGUCGACCUUGAGCCGCUGCGCGAAGGACAUCGCUGGGUUCGGAGUGAUGUUCUGCAUCGUGUUCAUCUUUGGGCACUCAGGUGAAGGACUUCAGAUGACUCUGAUCCGCAUCAUCCUCGGAGACUUUGAUUUUCCAGCCAGCUGAGGCUGCUAACCGCUGUGCUCGGGUCCAAUCUACUUCAUCUUCUACGUCUUCUUCGUCUUCUUCGUGCUGCUGAACAUGUUCCUGGCCAUCAUCAACGACACGUACGCCGAGGUGAAGGCGGAGAUUGCCGAGCAGAAGAACGAAUUCGAACUCACCGACUACUUCAAACGGGGUUACAGCAAGAUGCUGUCGAAGAUGAACAUCAAGAAGGAGAAGAUCAUGGACAUUCAGAAGGCGCUGCAGGCGGCCGACAUCAACGCCGACCAGAAGCUGGACUUCGAGGAGUGGCGGCAGGAGCUGAAGGCUCGUGGUUAUGCCGAUGCUGAGAUCGAGACGGUGUUUGCGAAGUAUGAUCUGGACGGAGACAGAGUUCUGGAUGAGGAGGAGCAGCAUCACAUGGCAGCAAGACCAUCGAAGGACAGAAG